GAAGGGGAAUACGAUGGUACCUAGAAUACCCUAUUUAUACCAUGCCUGCUCUAUGUUGCCUCACAUUCAUACCCAUUUGUUCUUCUCAUCACUUGCCAGCAUGUCUUCUCGGUCAGCUUCCGUCCUUGUGUUGUUGGCUUUAAUCUGUGCUUCAUUCUCAGACGGAGCAACAGCAUUUACCCGGCCAAGUGGUCUUAUGCUGAAAGUCACUCAAGACUCCGAAACUCUGCAAUAUAUUACUGAAAUCGAGCAAGCGACGCCACUGCAGAAGAAACGUUUGGUGGUAGAUAUUGGCGGAGAUCAGGUUUGGGUGCAAUGCGGAGGGGGCUCCUACAAUUCCUCCACCUUCCGACGUACUCGCUGUCACUCAGCCGUUUGAUCGGCAGCAGGGGGCGGGUGUGUCGAUUGCCUAUUUCGGCCUCGUGGAAUCGGAUGCAACAAUAACACAUGCGGCGUAACAGUUUCCAACUCCGUCACAUUAUUUGGAAUAAGCGGUCAGGUGGGGCAAGAUGUGUUGGCCCUCUCUUCCACCGACGGCAAAAACCCAGGCCGGAUGGUCACAGUGCCCCAUUUCACCUUCUCCUGUGGAGAUGCCAAUCUUCUCUUUGCACUUGCUCGAGGAGUCGUGGGUAUGGCAGGACUCGGCAGCACUCGCAUUGCUCUGCCCUCUCAGUUGUCCGCCGCCUUCACUUUCCCUCGCAAAUUCGCCAUGUGUCUCCCGGCAGCCGCUCAACCGGGUGUCGUCUUGUUUGGCAAGGUGCCCUACGUCUUUCUUCCCGGAAUAGAUGUUUCUCAGCGCCUCACUUACACUCCUCUGCUCAAAGCCCCUGACGUUUUCCCAGGCCGGUAUUUUAUUUCUGUUACAGCCAUCCGGGUAAGUGAAAAGAAAGUCGCCAUCAAUUCCACCAAAUUAAAGAUCAACAGCCAGGGCUUCGGCGGCACGGAAGUGACCAGCGCGGUUUCUUACACAACUAUUGCGAGAUCUGUGUAUACAGUGAUCCGUGACGCUUUUGUGAAAGAAGCAGAGGCGAUUAACAUCUCCCGGGCGGCCACUGUGAAACCAUUCGACGCGUGCUUCGACGCUACGACCGUUUUGUCCACCAGAGUUGGCCCGGCUGUACCACCCAUCGACCUUGUUUUGCACAACAGUAAGACGAUCUGGAGAAUCAUGGGAGCGAAUUCCAUGGUGCGUGUGAGCGAGGGAGUUUUGUGUCUUGGAUUCGUUGGAGUGGACGACGAGAUUGUCUCUACCACGAUAAGAAUUGGAGGGCAUCAGAUGCAAGAUAAUCUCCUACAGUUUGAUUUGGCCACUUCUCGCCUUGGAUUCUCCUCCACCUUGCUCGGCGUGCAGACCACGUGCUCCAACUUCAACUUCACUUCCACCGCUUGAAACCUAUCUGGUUUACAGAACAUAUUAUUCUGUUCCUUUUGAUAAAUAAAUGCGUCUGCGUGCUUUGUUGUCUCAGUUAGCACAGAGUCAUGUCUUGCGACGCAGGAGGGUCUCCUCCAUCAUGCAGUUUUCAGGAAACAGCUAGGAAUG
This is a messenger RNA of Cryptomeria japonica (Japanese cedar), 1540 nucleotides long. RefSeq names its product probable aspartic proteinase GIP2. The record is from RefSeq and is a predicted model, not a curated record. Gene Ontology annotation, biological process: proteolysis. The coding region runs from base 554 to 1390 and encodes 278 amino acids. Gene Ontology annotation, molecular function: aspartic-type endopeptidase activity. The transcript has a single exon. Lineage: Eukaryota; Viridiplantae; Streptophyta; Pinopsida; Cupressales; Cupressaceae.